Molecule: messenger RNA, 1052 nt
Organism: Camellia sinensis
Lineage: Eukaryota; Viridiplantae; Streptophyta; Magnoliopsida; Ericales; Theaceae
Source: RefSeq, a predicted model, not a curated record
UCUAUACAAUUCUCUAUUUCUCUUUAUACAUUAAAAUUUCUACAUGGUAUCAGAGCAAGGUUGAGCCUAGCAUUUUUGCUUCACCGGCGGGCGGUAGCCUUGCCUUGGCCGCCCGCCGGACCUCUCAUCUCUCAACUGUUUCUGCAUCACUUCCACUACGCCGCGAAGCACCAGAUUCAGCUCCUGGAUUCGGUUCAGGUAGAAGUCAACGAGCUGUCUUGAUGUGAGCUUCUUGCCGUUUACUUGCUGGAAUUGGAAUUGGCAUCUCAUCUGCUAUUGUGCCACUUUACAUAUCUGAGAUCUCACCAACUGAAAUUCGUGGCACACUUGGAUCUGUCAACCAACUGUUUAUCUGUAUUGGGAUUCUUGCAGCAUUGGUGGCUGGGUUGCCCUUAGCAGGAAACCCUUUACGGUGGAGGUCAAUGUUUGGUAUUGCAAUGAUACCCUCUGUUCUAUUGGCAUUGGGAAUGGCAUUUUCUCCAGAAAACCCUCGGUGGCUUUAUCAGCAAGGAAAAAUUUCUCAAGCUGAAAUGUCUAUAAAAACUCUAUUUGGAAAAGAAAAAGUUACUGAGGUUAUGAAUGACUUAAGUGCAGCUAGUCAAGGUUCUUCAGAACCAGAAGCUGGUUGGUUUGAUCUUUUUAGUGGCCGCUAUUGGAAAGUUGUCAGUGUUGGUGCAGCACUUUUCUUGUUUCAACAGUUGACUGGAAUAAAUGCUGUUGUAUAUUAUUCUACGUCUGUAUUUCGCAGUGUUGGAAUCACAUCUGAUGUUGCAGCUAGUGCUCUCGUUGGGGCAUCAAAUGUUUUUGGUACAACAAUAGCAUCCUCUUUGAUGGACAAACAAGGAAGGAAAAGUCUUUUAAUGACAAGCUUUGCUGGAAUGGCAGCUUCAAUGCUAUUGCUUUCCUUGUCACUCACUUGGACGGUCAAUGUGUGAGAAGUAAAAACAGAGAGCAGUGAGUCAAGCCUGAAGAAGUGUAAGACAGUAACCUGCACAGUUUCUAUUUCAGCACAGAAAGCAAAGUCUCUCUCUCUCUCUCGGGCAUUGUCUCUC